AUGAAUUCUUUUUUCAAUGAAAAAACUAAUUCUUGCAUUAAACUUGAUACUGAACAUGAUAUUAGUCUUGAUAAUAGUUACUAUGCUAAUACUUUUGCUACUUGGAAUGAUGUUAUACAACAUAUUAAUGCCUAUGCUAUCGAACAAGAGUUUGCAAUGAGACUUAACUGUACAGAGAAAAGCUUGGAUGUCACUAUUAGAGCAAAAAUUGUUUGUCAUCAUGCUGUUAUCACAAAUACAGAAUAUUAUGUAAAAUAUAUUAAUCUUGAGCAUAAUCAUCUGAUAGAUACUGCUGUGGCUGUUUUUGACUCUAGUUAUCACAAAUUAAGCAAUAGUAAAAAUAAUCAAGUGCUAAUGCUUUAUAAUAGUGGAAUACUGGUGCCAAUAAUUAUUAGAAUAUUAAAUAAAGAGUAUAGAAGAUACAUUCAUAAUAAGGAUAUAUUUCAACAACUAAAGCAAGCAGCUAGUAAUACAGUUAAUAGAAUUCAAAUGAUUUUAACUAACAAAGAUCUUGCCUUAUUAUCUGCAAUUCGAGCUAAAAUGUUACAUGUCAAGUACCAAAUAUGUACCUGGCAUGUAAAACAAAACAUUGUUAGGAAUUUAAGUAGUAAACUUAAAGAAAAAUUUGUAGCAUUUAGUAAAGAUUUCAAAAUAGUGAUGACUAAGAAUACUGAAGAUCAAUUUAAUAUUAGUUGGAAUAAACUGAUAACUGAGUACUCUGAGUCUAGCAAUUAUAUAGAACAAUGA
Molecule: messenger RNA, 747 nt
Organism: Cetraspora pellucida
Lineage: Eukaryota; Fungi; Glomeromycota; Glomeromycetes; Diversisporales; Gigasporaceae
Source: the annotation of a GenBank genome assembly